Molecule: messenger RNA, 828 nt
Organism: Tigriopus californicus
Lineage: Eukaryota; Metazoa; Arthropoda; Copepoda; Harpacticoida; Harpacticidae
Product: cuticle protein 7-like
Exons: 3
Coding region: 1-690 (229 amino acids)
Cellular component (GO): extracellular matrix
Source: RefSeq, a predicted model, not a curated record
AUGGGCCGCUACAAGGAAUCCAUUCUGGCCAGUGCGUUCCCUAAAAAACCGGAGUUCCAAGCCUUGUACGAUCGCUUAAAGGGUAACCCUGACAAGUAUUUUUACGCUAGAUACGAGGAUGUUCUUGAAGAGGCCAAGACGAGCCAAGUGGUGUUCCACACCUGCGCCCGACUCUUUACAGCUCUUCUAAAACAGCAGCCUCAGUUCAGGACCAAUCUGAAAACCUUUUUUGCUCUCUCUGCCCUUUUGGCCGUGACCGUGGCCGCUCCUGCUGAUCCUUACCACCCUGCUCCAUACCACCCUGCCCCCUCAUACCAUGAUGGACCCGCUUACUACAACUAUGGGUAUGCUGUCCAUGACGAUUACAGUGGCACCAAUUUCCAAGCCAAUGAGAACAGCGAUGGUCAUGGUACCAAGGGUCAAUACAGUGUCCUUCUUCCCGAUGGUCGCACCCAAACUGUGACCUACACCGCCGAUGACUACACUGGUUAUUUGGCUGAUGUCAAGUAUGAUGGCUAUGGUAAACCCGCCCCUUACCACCCUGCUCCUGCCCCCUACCAUCCUGCUCCUGCCCCUUACCAUCCUGCUCCUGCUCCUUACCAUCCUGCACCUUACCAUCCCACUCCUGCCCCUUAUCAUACAGCUCCCUAUCAUGCUGCUCCUUACCACCCUGCUCCUUACCAUGGUUAAGCAUUGAAACGUGGCCAAUGCCAGAUUGAUGUUGAUUUAUCUAUUAACAAAUAUUUAAUUUCAUCAGGCAAAUACAUAAAAGGUCUUCAAAGUAUCUCAAUUCUAAAAUACUUCUCUCUGCAUAAAAGAUCUGAUACA